AUGUCCGACCGACCCGCGACUACAGGCGUCCGCAGCCUGUUGGCCAAGUUCGAAAACAACAUCUCGGCCUCCCCUCCCUCACGCGGCAGAUCCCCAGUUGGUGCCGACGGCUCUGCUGCCGUUCGUCCGCUUUCGAAAGUUCGCGCGAGCUUCAUUCCCGUCGAACGCAAUGGUGGCUCGGGUUCGCCGCUGGGAUGGCUGAGAAGGACCGAUUCGGGCGAUUCCCCGGUGAACACAAAGCCUCCCGUGACGCAUGAGUUUGGAGGCCCCAUUGACAAGUUUACGCCUCUGUCGCCUACGGGCUCUGUACGCAUGAACGUUUUCGGCAAAUCGACCCCUUCGACGCCAAUGACCGAGAAAAGGGAUCCGGCCAACGCAAACAGCACGAUAAAGCAUGAUAUCCCGAGCGAGGUUAUACAGGGUUUGGGGGCUAUCUUGAAGGGCUCGCCGUUUGAAGAUUCGAAGCCUCCGACUCCGCCAAAAAAGAACGGUUCUCCCCUGCGAGAAUUGGGUUCAGCGCUGCCCGAACCGAAAGCAACCGUGGCUCCCGCAACCAAACCAACAAGCCCACCGAAAGAAGCAUCUCCGCCAACCAAGGAACAUGCGCCCGACCGUAAACCAGCUACCUCACGCCCUUCAAAUCUAGUAAUCUCGAAGGAAUCCGUCAAUCAAGGCCGUAAGAGCGCAGUCAAUCGAGGCCCGAAGACGCCGCCUGCUCCUCGAACCCCGAAGCUUCCAGUUACCCCCGAAUCACAGGUUGCGAAACCAAAUGCGGCCAGUCCUGCCAUUACAAAAGAGACAGCCAAGGUUCCGUCGCGAGUCAACACUCCGAAAAGACCUGGUCGGUCGACUUUCAGCCCAGCGGCCCAAACAAAACACGUCAAUCCCAAUAGGGAUAAUGCCUCAAGACCCGGUUCGAAGAACACAUCCCCUGACCAGCCCAAGGUCCGCCACAAGUCUCCAACACGCCCCGUUCGGCUUCCCAGCUCGAUGACCGCCCCGACUGCAUCGUCCGCCGCGAAAACGAGUAACGCUUCCUCACGCCCUGCCAGUCGCAAUGGCGUCAACGUCGACAAUAAAGCCAUGCGUAAACCUUCCUCUCUACGCGUCGAUCGAGCGGUAAGCGGCCCCAGAACCACUGCGCCCUCGACAACCGUGCGAAAACAGCCCUCUCGUGCCGCACUCGCGCCGCCACCCAACAUAGGCGUUGAGAGACCAAAGUCGCGCACGAGCAAUGUCAAUGCUCGAGCACCUGAUGAGUCGUUCCUCGCAAGGAUGAUGCGGCCAACGGCGAGCUCCGCAAAUAAGGUGCACGAUAAGAUCGAAGCUAAAAGCCCUCCAAGAUCCACUCGAACAGCGAGACCUGUACGAAAACCAGCAGAUAAAAAUCAUGCCAAUUCUAACCAUCCGCCAAAGUCAAAAUCUCCCGAGGUAGCGAAAUCACCGGUUCAAAGCUCUCCAGACGCAGAUUCAGCCACUGAGACCUCAAUCCCACAAGUCCCUCAAGAGCCAGAGAGUCAAGGAGAAAUCGUCGAGCCGCCAGUGCGACAGGAGGAACCUGAUUUACCUGUGGCAGAAGAAGCUCCCGCAGCUCCGACUGUUGAGGCCAAAGAGCCUGAAGCGGCAGAAGUAUAG
Messenger RNA from Uncinocarpus reesii 1704, 1635 nucleotides. RefSeq lists its product as uncharacterized. The record is from RefSeq and is a predicted model, not a curated record. The transcript has a single exon. Bases 1 to 1635 code for a protein of 544 amino acids. NCBI's taxonomy places the organism in Eukaryota, Fungi, Ascomycota, Eurotiomycetes, Onygenales, Onygenaceae.